AAGUCUUUGUUUAAUUUUAAUUAUAGUUUGAUAAUUCCUUUAACAUAUCUACUAUACCUACAUGAAGUGUUGCCCUCAUUACCGAGAAUUCAUGAAUAGUCAAGUGGAAAGCUGAAGUUGUGACAAAUUGGGGGCCUGUCCGGGAUCUACUUACGUUUGCGUUUCUCUUACGCUCGAUCUUGACGGAUUGUGAAAUUCAUUUUGUUGUUUCUGUGUGAUGAUGGACAACAUGAGUGUAGUGUAUUAGUGAUAUUUUGCUAGUUUAUAACAGACCACCACCGGAUAGUGUUCUCCAGCGCGCUCACACUUCACUUAGAGAAUGUCGUGUUGCAACACGUCAUUUUAAGCAUACAUCGAGAUUUUGGAGGACGUGCAGGCAGGGUAAUGGCAGCCUAGAAUUCGUCAUUCUUUUAACCCUCGACUCUGUUGACUACCAUCGCUUAGUGAUAUCUUCAUAGUCGCCCCAACUUCUCGAGGUGCUUCGAGGCAUUCAAAACCUCAUCAUAAGGGAUUGAAAGAUUCCUUCCUUAGGAACCUCUGUUCCUCUUACUCAGGGUACGACCUUCGCUCUUUAAAGGAUUUCGGCUUCAUAUUGUUACGACCACGUUGUCAAGAACUUCGUUCUACCUCGAUGGAUACUUAAAGGUUUAUUCCUUGUUCAGGUAACUGUUGGUACUUCCAAUUAUUUACUUCAUUAAGAAUAUUUCAUUCAAGAUUGUUAGUGGAUGUGCAUUAUUGGUGAACUUAGUUUUCUGAUUGGCAUAGAUUAUUGAAGGCUGGUUCUUUUAAGUGAAUUUCUGAACAUUGUAGGACUUAGGGAUUAGAAAUUCCUGUGGUUUGUGGGUGCCUUCGCACCAUAAAUCCAUGAAUAACCUAACUUUUUAAAGUUUUAUAGCUUGUGUAUGGUAGUAAUAUAAUUUCCAGUGAUAUUUUCCAUUUUAUCAGUAUUGAGAGAUGCCUUUUGAUCUUGAAAAAUUUUUAGGUGCACCCAGGGAGCACCUGAAUACACUACAGGAAGCUAAGAAGGACCAGCUUCGCCAAAUAGCUGUAAGGGCAAGAAUAUCUGUAGGGCAUGCUGUGGUGAAAGAUGAACUAUUGGGAAAGAUUUUAGAUUUCCUGAUAAAUAGUGGUAACAUAACUGAAGAGGAGGCUCUUCCCUUAAGGCCUUUAACACUUGAACGAGGUGCUGCUCGCACAGUUACUACAACUGAAGACCCAGAGAUAGUGAAAUUGAAACUCCAACUUGAACUGCAGCAGCGAACAGUAGAAGCUGCAAAUGCCGCAGCAGCAGCUGAACAAAAAAGGCUUGAAGCUGAAAAUGCCGCAGCAGCAGUUGAACAAAGAAAGGUCGAAGCUGCAAAUGCUGCAGCAGCAGCUGAACAAAGGAAGGUAGAAGCUGAGCAAAGAAGACUUGAACUAGAACGAAAAGAAAGAGUUCUGUUGGAAAAGGAACUAUCAGCCAUAAGAAUAGAAGAAAGGUUGGCAGAAAAACAGCUACUUGAUGCUUUUGAUCUUAGUAAAGCACGCAAACUCCUGCCUGUCUUCGAUGAAAAAGAUCCUGAUGUAUUUUUCAUUACUUUUGAAAACACUGCAACGUCUCUCAACUGGCCUAGAGACCAAUAUGUUCUCUUAAUCAGAAACUCCUUCAAAGGAAAAGCUGCAUAUGUGGCAGCACAACUUGUCCAAGAAAGGGAUUAUGAAGUCUUUAAAACUGCUAUAUUGGAUGCUUAUAGUGUUACAGCAGAAGGGUAUAGACAAAUCUUCAGACAAACUUUGAAGAACCAAGCUCACACGUAUCUCGAGUUUUUCACAUUGAAGUUGAAGCAGUUUAAUAAAUGGAUAGAUAAGGAACAAAUAACUACUUUAGAACAAUUAAAGAAUUUAAUAGUUUUAGAGGAAUUCCUGAGGCGUAUUCCAGCUAAUGUGUCAAUGUUUAUUAGAGAAAAACAAGAAAAAGAUGGAAAAAGGGCUGCCCUAUUAGCUGAUGAUUAUCAUCUCAUUCAUAAACUUAAACCACAUUCGUCCACUCCUUCAUCUGCCCCCCAGGUUUGUACUUUUUGUAAGAAAGAAGGUCAUCAUAUUAAAGACUUUCCUAGUCCCAAAUGCAAAGCAUCUCAUGGUAAGGCUUCUCCUAAUGCUUUUACACAAGGACCCAAAUCAGGGAAUACUGCAAAUAAAACGACACUUCACUGUGCUCAACCUUUAUCAGACUUUACAGCAUUUACAUAUCCUGGUAAAGUAAAUGAUAUCCCAGUGCAAAUUUUGAGAGAUACAGGGUCAUCUCAAACUAUCAUUAGCUCAAAGUUAAAAGAUUUAGCUAAACCAACAGAUCAGUAUGUAACUGUGUCGGAUUUGACUUGUCAAAAGGUUUUACCUAUUGUACAGAUUUCUCUUGAUUGUCCUUAUUUUAAAGGUUCAACUAAUGUCGCCUUGUUGGAUUCUGACCUGCCUUGCAAGAACAUAGACAUGAUACUUGGUAAUGACUUGGCUCAAACUAACAGUACUCCUAGUCUUAUCAUUACUCAGCCUGAAGUAGUGAUCAAAAAAGCUUGCAAAGAGUUUUCUCCUGUGGUAGAGCUUCCCUGCCAAGUAGUCACCAGGUCUACAACCUCAACUUCUAGAGACAAUGAACACACAGCUUAUCACCCUCAGACUAAUGGAGCCCUCGAACACGUAAACCAGACCAUUAAAAGCCUCCUGCGCAAGUACAUUUGUGAAACUGGACGAGACUGGGAUGAAGACCUGGAUGCUUAUGUAUGUACUUAGGAGUACACCUAAUGAGUCGACUGGAAUUUCUCCCUUCGAGAUGAUGUUCGGCCGUAGACCUAGGACAAACCUUAGUAUGGUAAAAGAAAACAUCCUAAGAGGUACUUACAAAGACCAGCAAGUAAGUAUUCCACAAUACCUUCAAAGUCUUAAGGUUAAAUUUGACCAUAUUUAUGAAUUUGCCAAUCUGAAUUUAACUAACAGUCAGAUUCGAAUGAAAAACCAUUACGAUAAAAAGGCCAGGAUUAGAACUUUCAAAGUAGGAGAUGAUGUACUUGUAUAUCGACCAGUUGCAGGAGCUCCAUUGAGAGAAAAAUUUAUGGGUCCGUAUAAAAUCACUAAAAGGGUCUCUAAAACAACUUAUGUAAUUGAAACUCCAGACAAAAGGAAGCCUAGCCAGUUAGUGCACAUUAAUCUAAUAAAACCAUACCAAUCUGCAAAGAUUUCUCCACAGAUAGUUCACCUGUUAAAUAGAGAGAUUGAUCACUCCACUCACAACUCAAGGAUAACUACUCCCAUAGAGACUUCUCCUAGCACGAAAAACCUAGUACCCGAGGCAGUUGAUAAUGAUAAACUUUUAGCUCCUUUUGAACCAGACGAAGAAGAAAC
Messenger RNA from Macrobrachium nipponense, 3375 nucleotides. RefSeq lists its product as uncharacterized. The record is from RefSeq and is a predicted model, not a curated record. The transcript has 2 exons. Bases 955 to 2766 code for a protein of 603 amino acids. Gene Ontology annotation, molecular function: nucleic acid binding. NCBI's taxonomy places the organism in Eukaryota, Metazoa, Arthropoda, Malacostraca, Decapoda, Palaemonidae.